AUGGAUACUUUUGUUUGCUCCCAUUCUGAACAGACCAUUAGUCCUCGUUCAACAACUGCAAGAAUUAAUAAGGAAACAAUGAAGAUCGUAACAAGAUUUGUUCUUGGACACUUCCUUUUUGAUGUUGAGACCUUUUCAGAGGAUGAGAAUCUUGGGACUCAUAGGGCAACACAUAGAUUGCUCUUGGACACCACUUAUCUCAGGCAAUGA
Molecule: messenger RNA, 210 nt
Organism: Sphenostylis stenocarpa
Lineage: Eukaryota; Viridiplantae; Streptophyta; Magnoliopsida; Fabales; Fabaceae
Source: the annotation of a GenBank genome assembly